AGUUUGUGUGCUGUCUUCCGAACAGAACAAUGCCAAGGAUUGUUGUUUGGCGCCUUUGCGAGGCCGGUAUUUUCUAAUAAAUUGCGUUAAAAUCGUUGCUGUAAGUUAAAAGUGCAAAAUAGAAGACCAUAAUCGUAAAAUGGGAGAUAAAGGUGACGGAGAAACGUUCGACGAUGCGGUGGAGGAGCGCGUCAUCAACGAGGAGUACAAGAUUUGGAAGAAGAACACACCGUUCCUGUACGACCUGGUGAUGACACACGCUCUAGAGUGGCCGUCGCUGACCGCGCAGUGGCUGCCGGACGUGACCCGGCCGGAGGGCAAAGACUACUCGGUGCACAGAUUAAUCCUUGGUACACACACAUCGGAUGAACAGAACCACCUCCUCAUAGCUAGUGUUCAGCUCCCUAAUGAAGAUGCACAGUUUGAUGCCAGUCACUAUGACAAUGAUAAAGGAGAAUUUGGAGGCUUUGGUUCAGUAUCAGGUAAAAUAGACAUAGAAAUCAAGAUCAACCAUGAGGGUGAAGUAAACAGGGCUCGCUACAUGCCCCAGAACCCCUGCGUGAUCGCCACCAAGACUCCAUCCUCCGAUGUGCUGGUUUUUGACUACACUAAGCACCCCUCCAAGCCUGAGCCUUCAGGAGAAUGCCAUCCAGAUCUUAGAUUGCGCGGACACCAAAAAGAAGGCUAUGGAUUGUCAUGGAACCCCAUACUUAAUGGAUACCUUCUCUCUGCUAGUGACGACCACACAAUCUGCCUGUGGGACAUCAACGCCACCCCCAAGGAGGGGCGCGUGAUCGAGGCCAAGUCAGUGUUCACCGGCCACACGGCCGUCGUGGAGGACGUGGCCUGGCACCUGCUGCACGAGUCGCUCUUCGGCUCCGUCGCCGACGACCAGAAACUCAUGAUUUGGGACACCAGGUUAUUAUCCAACAACACGUCGAAGCCCUCGCACACGGUGGACGCGCACACGGCCGAGGUGAACUGCCUCAGCUUCAACCCCUACUCCGAGUUCAUCCUGGCCACCGGUAGCGCUGACAAAACGGUGGCGUUGUGGGACCUUCGUAACCUGAAACUCAAGCUCCACUCGUUCGAAUCUCACAAGGAUGAGAUCUUCCAAGUGCAGUGGUCGCCUCACAACGAGACCAUCCUCGCCUCCAGCGGCACUGAUCGCAGACUGCACGUAUGGGACUUGUCUAAGAUCGGCGAGGAGCAGACAGCGGACGACGCUGAAGACGGUCCCCCGGAGCUGCUGUUCAUCCACGGCGGCCACACCGCCAAGAUCUCUGACUUCUCAUGGAACCCCAAUGAGCCCUGGGUCAUAUGCUCCGUCUCCGAGGAUAAUAUCAUGCAGGUGUGGCAGAUGGCGGAGAACAUCUACAACGACGAGGAGCCAGAGACGCCCGCCUCCGAACUCGAGUCCGGCGUCAACGUCAACCACGGCUAAACGUCACUAGUCGCCAUGGCAACCGUAUCGCUACCCAACGAGGUACAUUUCUGGUUUCAAUGUGUCUUCUCUGCGGCGCGACGGCGUCUACCUUCAGGACUUAACCCCUAGGACGUGUCCCGUAUCCGUCACACACAAUCUGGAGUUUAAUUAACAAGAGAGGUCGGCAGGGGUUAAUCUGUCAUUAAAUUUGUCAAUAGAAAACAUAAACAUGUCACACUAGUCUCGAUGUCAACCUUAUAGCUACGGGAUAACGUACGUUUUUGGUUUCUUAUGUGUCUUCACUGCAGCACGUUUGUUUGUGAACCUUCAGGCGUUAUAAUUAUCAUUUCUUCAAUGGAAAAUUAGUUGUACUGUUAGGGCACUGUAGAUAGUAGAAUCCAAUCUUAGGCGCCUAUUGCAAUUUUUUUUCAAUUCAUUCACUUUGAUUUUUUGUGUCUACAAUGUCUAUGCCACUGUUCGUAUACUUCUAUGUGUUUGAAAAGAAAAGAGGUUUGAGGAUUAUUUGUUGUGGAGAGAGGAAGCGUGAGGCUGACACGGAAAGAGUAUAAUUUUUUAUCGGAAAUAUCUGAUCAGUGGCAUAAGUGUUUUUCUGUUGAUACUGAAAAUUUAAUUUACUUGCUCGUUUUAAUUAAAUUAUUUACUACUGAAACUAGUAAGACGUUGUUCACAACAUCGUGCUAGCAAAGUCCGCAACACCAUUCUGGAUUGUUUCAAUUUUGUUUGCGAUGUUAACGUCUGACACGAGUAUAUCGUGAAGUGUGUUGCGGGCAAAAUAAAUAUGCAAAACUGCGGCAAAAUAUUUGAUACGACACCUUCAUAUCAAAACUGACAAAACAAAUUGGACGUUUGAACAAAAAAUGUACAUGAAUAUGCACGCUUUAUGUCGAUGUAGUUAUCUUUAAAAUGAGAUGUUAGUGUGUAAAACAAUGAAAAAAUCAAAUUUGUUGUGUGUAUUGUUGUAAUUAUUUAUGUAUCGAGUCGUGCGUCGGGACUUUGUAAAGUUCAUUUUAUGUGAUUCUAACAAAAGGAAUUUUUGGAACUUUUAAUGCGAAAGUUGACACCAAGAAUGCAUUUUAAACUAUGGUCCUUGUCACUUUAAAAUAAUGUGUAAAAAAUAUAAGUCAUUUUUAAUAAUAAUUAUAUAUUUAUGGCGCGUCGUCGUAAACCUGUCAUAUUGCACGAUAGUUGAUAAAGGAUUGAGCUGUAGAUCACACGAUUCAAAGGGUUAAAACAAUUAAGUUUGUUUUUACAUAUAAUCCAAAUGACAUAAAUGUCUUUCCAUUUCAAAGAUACAAUCUAUUCCAAAUUAAAAUCAAAUCAAAAAACGAGUAACUACUAGUUAGAGUAGACUAUGGUUUAGAAGAUUAGAUAGCUAGUUAAUAUUUGCUAUAGUUUGAAAGUAAGUUAUGUUGGUAUCAAUU
Leguminivora glycinivorella is the source of this 2868-nucleotide messenger RNA. It is a transcript of the gene Caf1-55, whose product is annotated as chromatin assembly factor 1 p55 subunit. The record is from RefSeq and is a predicted model, not a curated record. NCBI's taxonomy places the organism in Eukaryota, Metazoa, Arthropoda, Insecta, Lepidoptera, Tortricidae. Gene Ontology annotation, cellular component: nucleus; ESC/E(Z) complex; NuRD complex. Gene Ontology annotation, molecular function: histone binding. Gene Ontology annotation, biological process: regulation of gene expression. The coding region runs from base 140 to 1444 and encodes 434 amino acids. The transcript has 10 exons.